UGUGUAGCUGAGCUGGAUCAAUUAUCCUCAGACACAUUCUACAGCCCGCGCGGUGUCUACGUCAAUCGUGGGCUUAUUCUUGACAAAAGCUGCCACACCGCACUGUGAUGCCCACCUCUUUAAUCUGCCGACAGAGAUCAUCUUUGGAGUCAGCUCUUAUCUCUCAACAGAUGACUCUAAGCAUCUCCGCGGCGUUUGUAGGGACCUGGACGCCGCACUACUCGCGACCUUUGGGAGACGCCACACAUGAUCGCUUCAGAUCUCAUAUCAAGGAGCUGUGUAUAUACUCUUCUGUCUACCAACUCUGGGGAGCUCGGCUGCCGUAUGCGCCAACUGGUGGCGAAUGGGUCCCCCCCAAAUCGCGUAUCCUGAGCGAGAUCGAACAUCCCUUUCCUGACGCUUCAUCGCCCCAACAAGAGGCUACCAACGUGGCCGUUAAACUCGUACGCGGUCGAGAUUUUCGCAACCAGCUCGCAGCAGCACUCAAAGGUCCCACAGUCCAGAGGAUCGAAGUUCAAAGCUGGCCGAGGUACUCGUUACCGAAUGCCCUCUCUUCAACUCUCGGUCUGAGCGAUCCCACACGAGCCACUGGUAUAAAUCCAUUCAAGGACAAUUUCCGCGGCGUUUCGCCUGCCUGGGAAUACGAGAUAAUCAACAUGGUGACCCGAAUGACUGAAAUGGUGCUUUCGGCUGUGAAAGACAGUGCCACACCCGUCAACGCUCUGAUCAUCGACAGAAUACAGAUCGAUCAGCUCAAUCUCUCGUUUGGUCUUGGGCACAGUCUGUCCUACCUCAGGCAUCUCAAAGUCAGCAUCGCCCCGUCAGAUCAGAGCUUACAGUUUUCAGACCUCGGAACACGGGAUGAGCUAUUCGCAUUGAUCAACGAGCUACCUUGUUUGGACCAACUUGCACUGUUCAACAAUCCGUAUACCAAGAAUAAUUGGCUACACCUGAAUGACGCUCUGAUGCAUAUCCAACCCCAGAGAGUCAGAAAAUUCAGUCUAGGCAUACUCCAAGACGCUGAACCUUAG
Messenger RNA from Aureobasidium subglaciale EXF-2481, 1031 nucleotides. RefSeq lists its product as uncharacterized. Lineage: Eukaryota; Fungi; Ascomycota; Dothideomycetes; Dothideales; Saccotheciaceae. The transcript is spliced from 2 exons. Bases 108 to 1031 code for a protein of 307 amino acids. The record is from RefSeq and is a predicted model, not a curated record.